Sinocyclocheilus anshuiensis is the source of this 1111-nucleotide messenger RNA. Its product is annotated as gastrula zinc finger protein XlCGF8.2DB-like. The record is from RefSeq and is a predicted model, not a curated record. The transcript is spliced from 5 exons. Gene Ontology annotation, cellular component: nucleus. The coding region runs from base 110 to 1111 and encodes 333 amino acids. Gene Ontology annotation, molecular function: DNA-binding transcription factor activity, RNA polymerase II-specific. Gene Ontology annotation, biological process: regulation of transcription by RNA polymerase II. NCBI's taxonomy places the organism in Eukaryota, Metazoa, Chordata, Actinopteri, Cypriniformes, Cyprinidae.
UGGCGAUGUGACGUCACACGGCGGCGCCACGCUCCUGCCUAUUUGAUGCGGCUGAAGUAAGAAAAACUCCUGGUGGAAGCAAAGAGCCACGUGACACAUUAUUAUAAAGAUGGUGUUUAUUAAAGAGGAGAGUGAAGACAUGAAGAUUGAAGAAACGUUCAGAGUCAAACAAGAAGAUACUGAGGAACAAACAGACAUGAUUGCACAGAAAGAAGAGAGUCAAGGACUGAAUAAAUCAGAAGAGCAAGAUCAGCAUGAGGAACAUCAUGAUUUCAUAACUGGAGAAAAAUUUAGUUGCUCACAGACUGAAAAGUCUUCCUCUCGAACAAGAGCUCAAAAGACAGGAAGUGGAAAUUAUUUCACUUGCCAACAGUGUGGACAGAGUUUCGGUCAAAAUGGAAACCUUAAAGUCCACAUGAGAAUUCACACUGGAGAGAACCCUUUCACCUGCCAACAGUGCAAUAAAAGUUUCAACAGAAAAGGAAACCUUAAUGUCCACAUGAGAAUUCACACUGGAGAGAAGCCAUUCACAUGCCCUCAAUGUGGAAAGAAAUUUGAUCAACAUGGAAACCUCAAAGUCCACAUGAGAAUUCACACUGGAGAGAUCCCUUUUACCUGCCAACAGUGUGGAAAAAGCUUCAACAGAAAAGGAAACCUUAAAGUCCACAUGAGAAUUCACACCGGAGAGAUCCCCUUCACCUGCCAAAAGUGUGGAAUAAGUUUCACUCAAAAAGGAAGCCUUAAAGUCCAUAUGAGAAUUCACACUGGAGAGAUCCCUUUUACCUGCCAACACUGUGGAAAACAUUUCAUUAGAAAAGGAAGCCUUAAACGCCACAUGAGAAUGCAUACUGGAGAGAAGCCUUACACAUGCCCUCAUUGUGGAAGGAGUUUUACACUUAAAUCAACCCUUACUUCCCAUGUGAGAAUUCACACUGGAGAGAAGCCAUUUGUAUGUGGUCAGUGUGGAAAGAGUUUCAGAUUCAACGUAUCCCUUAAUCACCACAUGAGGAUUCACUCAAGAGAGAACUGGGCCCGUCAUCCCAAUGUGGAUCCAUUCACCAGUGAAGAGGCUUUAGUGUGGUGGCUGUGGCAUGAGGAGGCUCUGGCAUAG